Messenger RNA from Hipposideros armiger (great roundleaf bat), 2887 nucleotides. RefSeq names its product MIER family member 2 (gene MIER2). The transcript has 14 exons. Bases 62 to 1720 code for a protein of 552 amino acids. NCBI's taxonomy places the organism in Eukaryota, Metazoa, Chordata, Mammalia, Chiroptera, Hipposideridae. Gene Ontology annotation, cellular component: nucleoplasm. The record is from RefSeq and is a predicted model, not a curated record. Gene Ontology annotation, molecular function: transcription corepressor activity; histone deacetylase binding. Gene Ontology annotation, biological process: negative regulation of transcription by RNA polymerase II.
GCGCACGACCCCGCAUCCGGGGAUUCCUGGCGCGGCCGCCGCCUCCCGCGCGCACACGGCCAUGGCGGAGGCCUCCUCGCUGGAGAGGCAGAGCCCCCUUGUGGCCGCCUGCCUCACUCACAGCCUGUGCCCCGGGGAGCCCGGCUCACCAACGACAGCAGGGGUGUCCGUGGGCUCCACAGAACAGCAGUUCAGCCUCGCAGACAUCCUGUCGCAGAACUACGGCAUCCAGGAGGAGUGUGAGGAGGCUCUGAGACACCCUGAGCAGCCCAACGGGCAGCUGCACAAGGACGUGGUCUCCCAGAGUAGUGACAUGCCCCUUGAUGAGCUGCUUGCCCUCUACGGCUAUGAGGCAUCAGACCCUAUCUCGGAGCGGGAGAGUGAGGACAGUGACGCUGCAGCCCGCCUUCCGGACAUGACUCUGGACAAGGAACAAAUAGCGAAGGAUUUGCUUUCAGGGGAAGAAGAGGAAGAGACACAGUCCUCAGCUGACGACCUCACCCCAUCCGUGACCUCGCAUGAAGCCUCUGACCUCUUCCCUAAGCAGAGUGGACCCCGCUUCCUGACUGGCACAGACGAAGAGCUGGGCUCUUCCACCUCAUCCGACACUGAGGAGGACCCUCUUCCUGCCAACAAAUGUAAGAAGGAGAUCAUGGUUGGGCCCCAGUUCCAAGCUGACCUCAGCAACCUGCACUUGAGCCGCCAUGGUGAGAAGAUCUAUGAGAAUGAAGACCAGCUGCUCUGGGACCCUACCGUCCUCCCUGAGAGAGAGGUGGAGGAGUUCCUGUACCGGGCAGUCAAACGGAGAUGGCAUGAGAUGGCAGGUUCUCAGCUCCCGGAGGGAGAAACUGUGAAAGACAGUGAGCAGGCACUGUAUGAGCUGGUAAAAUGCAGUUUCAAUGUGGAGGAGGCCCUACGGAGGCUGCGGUUCAACGUGAAGGUAAUCCGAGAUGGGCUCUGUGCUUGGAGUGAGGAGGAGUGCAGGAACUUUGAGCAUGGCUUCCGAGUGCACGGGAAGAACUUUCACCUGAUCCAGGCAAACAAGGUGCGCACACGGUCCGUGAGUGAGUGUGUGGAGUAUUACUACCUGUGGAAGAAGUCCGAGCGCUACGACUACUUCUCCCAGCAGACCCGGCUGGGCCGCAGGAAGUACGGCCCAUCAGGAUCCACGGAUGCAGAUCAGGACCUGGACAGCAGUGACCCCGAUGGCCUCAGCCAUCCCCGCUCCUUGCCAUCCCUGCCCCCUGACACUGAUAGCCUGGGCCUAGAGCAGGACCCCCUGACACAGAUGCACACAGAGCCACCAGGCAUGGAUGGCAUGGCUAGCAGUCCUGCUGAGCCUGAGGAGGGCUCCAGUGGCCUCCUGUUCUCGGAGCCAGGACCCCAUCUGUUCCAGCAGCCGGACGCACCCCUGGCUAUGCCCCAGCCCGGGUGGCCCCCAGCGCUGGCUGAGCCGGCCUCCUGUCCCCCAGCUGCAGCUGCCCCGGAGCCUGGUGCUGGCCCAAGGCUGGCUGUGGACUUGGCUCUGCCCCCUGAGCUGCCCCUCGUCUCCAACCAUGAGGGUAUGGAUGGAGAGUCUGAGGAGGCUGUGGCUCCUGCACAGGUGGCCUUGUCGGUCACUGAGUUUGGACUCAUCGGGAUUGGGGACGUGAAUCCUUUCCUGGCUGCCCGACCGGCAUGCCCGGCCCCUGGGCUGCACUCAGAGCCCCUGUCACAGUAAUACAUUCAUAUGGUUCAAAACCCAAAAGGUACAAAUGGGGCCAGUGGCAGUCCCCUCCCACCCUGCCCCCAUGCUCCUCAGGCACAUGUGACAACAACACGGUCUGCUGGGGGCGGCAAGGUCGGGAGCUCUGUGGCCUGUGGGACUGGGCUGACGAUCUCUCGGUCUCUCUUGGUUCUCCCACUGUAGCUGUAACGUGAUGACCUGUUGAUCCCUGGCCACAUGUGGGCGUGAGUGGCCCAGACUGGCCUUGGUGCCACUGUGGGGCCUGCCUGUCAGUCUUCCCGAUCCUUCUACUCGUGGGCCUCGGGCGAUGGCGUCUCUGCUUCAGAACACUUCAAGGACUGGGGUGAGCGGUGGCCAGGCUGUUGGCCCUGUGCCUCCCCACACAGACUGGCACCGCCACCUGCACCGUGGGACCUGGGCAUCUGGGGUGCAGAGGCCCGGCCCCGUCCAGCCAGCAGAGGCGAGGAAAGGUGUCUCUGCCCGUUGGGGAGAUGGGGAGAUGGGGCAGGACGCCACCCGCACCAGCAGCCUUGCCCCAGGGCGCCCUCAGCACUCUGCUUGGCUCCGUCUCCCGCACCCGGCAGGGCCAUGGGCUGCCCCAGCCCAGGGUGGUGGGCAGCUGCUACUGGUGCCAAACCCCAUAGGGCACAGAGCCAUAUACCUCGGCGUUGGCCCUACCCCUCUGGCCUCGCCUGCUGUCCAUUUCAGGAAAAGCCGCACUUUAUGCCCACCUGCCCCUCCAGUUCCGCCUGGGGCCCCUCAGCAGCCUCGGGCGUGCGUCUGGGACACAGGUGACUGACACCCCCGUGGUACAAGGCCCAUUGCCUGCAGUGCCCAGGGGCUGGGUUCCAGCCCGUUCUCCUGACCCUGCGGGUGGCAUUUCUGUUGAAGCCCCCAGCAAGAUGGUUCGGGGUUCUGGUCCUUCUCUGCCCCAGCCUCCCUUGUUUUAUUUAUGUUUCUGUUUACAAAUUGGAGUGAGGUCCUCCAGGGGGGCAGGGCAGCGCUCCCUGCCCCUGGGUGUCACCAGGAGAGUUUUGGCUCGAGUCCAUCUGCAGAGUGGGACUCAACCUCCCCUGUCACCCCACCAAGGACUGCACUGUGAAAUGAUAACUGCCUUGAACCCCUUGCUGUUUUAUUUAUUAAACUUAAUUUGAAGCCCUG